AUGGCUGGGUGGUCAGUACAGAAAUUAGAGCUCGAUGCUCCCUCCCUCGAAGAUCUUAUCUCACCAAUAUCCACGGGCCUCUCCUCCAACUUCCAGGACUCAUCCGUAGCCGUUGUUUCGUGCCCUGACCUCCGCCAAGCACCCUACAACCUCGCAGCUCCUGGCCUAUGUGGAAAGCCACGGAUCGCAGACGUUGGCGGGCCCGCAAACCUCGCCCCAAGCCCGAAACUUGAUCGCAAAUACUCGUUCAUCGAUAUGGUGCGCUUGAUGGAGAUGGGGCAUAGUGGGGCUGUAAUUGGGGCAUCUGCGGGGCCCUUCCACAUUGUCGGGGUCAAUUCCGAGCUCAUGCCAAAUUGGAGUUACGAGGAGGAUGCAGUUGUUAAUCGGACGCAUUAUGCGAAGAUCGAUGAGGAGGGAGGAUGUCUUUGUGAAAGACUGAAUUCCGAGGAUUUUGGUUUGAUGGCCAAUUUAUUUGGAAGUGAAGGGAGUCCGGGGAGGGUGCUCAAGAUUACGGCCAAGAUACGGACUGGGGAUGACAAUUUCACGAGUACGAUACAAAAGGCAUUGAAAGCUAGGUUUGGUGAUCGCGUUGUCAGUCUCGGCGGGGUCUUCGUGAUCAAGAAGGGCAAGGCGAAUCUUCAUGUCAUGCCUGACUUCAGUCGCACUCCUCUGAAGUCCAGAGAUGAAGUAGAGAAAUGGCUACGAUACUUUGACAUGUCAGCACCUCUUGUCUGUCUUUCAGUUUUCCAUUCCCAUGAUCCAGGACUGGACCUUCGGAUGGAACAUACACAUUGCUUCUCUGAUCACAAUGAAGGGGGGCAUUAUCAUGAUGAUAUCACUCCUGCCGAUGUAGAAUAUGAAGCUUACUUCAACGUGGCGGAUGUCUUAUAUCGAAUUGACAGACCAGAGAAUUGA
Molecule: messenger RNA, 915 nt
Organism: Lachnellula hyalina
Lineage: Eukaryota; Fungi; Ascomycota; Leotiomycetes; Helotiales; Lachnaceae
Product: Ester hydrolase-like protein
Exons: 1
Coding region: 1-915 (304 amino acids)
Cellular component (GO): nucleus
Molecular function (GO): hydrolase activity, acting on ester bonds; zinc ion binding
Source: RefSeq, a predicted model, not a curated record